This is a messenger RNA of Macrosiphum euphorbiae (potato aphid), 360 nucleotides long. Lineage: Eukaryota; Metazoa; Arthropoda; Insecta; Hemiptera; Aphididae. The record is from the annotation of a GenBank genome assembly.
AUGGCACUUGCAACGCUGGACAAUGAGUGUAGAAGAAAACUGAUAGAGGCAAAUUACCGAUACAACCAAGCUCUAGCGUCUGAGCAAAAAAUGAACAAAAGUAUUAUGGAAGCCGAGAGCAACGAAGACAAAAUGGCAGAAGUAUACAACGCGAUCACAGGAGACUUUUUGAAGGAAAAUCCCGAACUCGGGUUCAACAGUGCUUUAGGGCCCGGAAAAAUAUCGACGUCGCUCUACAAAGGAUUAACGCCGGCCAUGAAACAAGCGAUAUACGAUGAACAAGCUAGUCAAAGAGCAGAACUUAAGAUACGAAAAGAGGCAUAUACGAUAAACAAGAAAAAGAUUGGACCGAUCUUUUAA